Molecule: messenger RNA, 1023 nt
Organism: Alligator mississippiensis (American alligator)
Lineage: Eukaryota; Metazoa; Chordata; Crocodylia; Alligatoridae
Gene: POP4
Product: POP4 homolog, ribonuclease P/MRP subunit
Exons: 7
Coding region: 97-759 (220 amino acids)
Biological process (GO): tRNA 5'-leader removal; rRNA processing
Cellular component (GO): ribonuclease P complex; ribonuclease MRP complex
Molecular function (GO): ribonuclease P RNA binding
Source: RefSeq, a predicted model, not a curated record
UGCGCCUGCGCCUCUCCCUCCCCCGCCCCGUUCGUCACCGCGUUGCUGCGCUUUGACUUCAUCAGAGCGAGCCGGAAGUGCUGGGGUGCCGUCGGGAUGGAGAAGAUGAUCUACAGCAAACUGCCUGUGCUGGCCACCCAGCACCUGGGCAUCCAGCGUCAAGGAUCAAAGCAGGCUGAAGCUUUUGUAAAAGCCUUUCUGAAGCGUAGUAUGCCAAAAAUGAAAGAUGAAGCUAUCCAGGAUAAAUUAACUCGAAAAGCUGUAGUUCUUCGGCAUUAUCUGAGAAGAAAGAAGAAGGAGAAAAGAAAGAAAACAAAGGGGUUUUCUGCAAAGCAGAGAAGAGAAAUGCAGCUCUUUGAAAUUAAACCAGAACAACAGAAGUAUGAGUUGUUUCUUCCGUUACACGAGCUCUGGAAACAAUACAUACGGGACCUGUGCAACGGACUCAGACCAGAGGCGCAACCACAGAUGAUUCAGACCAAACUGCUAAAAGCUGAUCUUCAUGGAGCUGUUGUUACAGUGACAAAAUCAAAAUGUCCCUCUUAUGUUGGGGUUACGGGAAUCAUUCUACAGGAAAUGAAACACAUUUUCAAAAUUGUCACUAAAGAGGACAAAUUAAAGGUUAUUCCCAAGUUUAAUAAUGUAUUUAGCAUAGAGAUUGAUGGCUUUAUUUCCUACAUCUAUGGAAGUAAGUUUCAGUUUAGAGCAAGCGAACGAUCUGCGAAAAAGUUCAAAGUAAAAGGAACUAUUGACUUGUGAUUGUGUAAAGGAAAUUCAGAAGCGGUUGAAGAAAUUACUGUUUCUUUUUAAGUGAUGGAAAGUGAUUGGGCCUUCACAUGUGAACUGAAAAUUAAGCUAAAACUCAAACUGUAUGCAACUCUUUUCUGAAGCAUUUCUUCAUAUUGAGGAAUGGAUUAAAUAUACAACUGAUAUGAAUGAUUAUUUGUUGUGUUCACUGAGGAUUUGGGGAAAUGACCUCACUGCUUUGGUCUUUUUAUAAUAAAUUAAUCUUGGUGAUCCAAA